AUGGCUGCGCAUCUACCCACUAUCAACUUCAACCCCUUAGCCCCCGUCACGCCUCCCCCCGAGCAUCUAUCAUUCCGAAAACCCGGUAUUCCCCUCUCUGCUCAAUUAAAACGCAAGGCCGCCGAGGCCAACCUUGACGAUGCUCCGAUGAGGAAGGAGAUGAAGAAGGAAGAAUCACCAUCGACUUCCCAACCCACGGCUCAAGCGAAGCCUACUUCGAUUCCGACCGCAACUUUAGACCCGAACCAGCCGCCGAUGGACCCGAGAUAUGUGGCCAUGGUAUCACGUAUCGCCGCUUACUAUCAGCAAAGGUGCCAGGCUAUCUCCAACGCACAACAGCAAAGAUGUCAGGCUUGGGCCAAUAUGCACAGGCAAAAAUGCCAAGAGAUGAUGCAGGCGGCCAUGUUGGUGGUGGCUUGGUACAUCCGCGACCGUAUCCAACGGAGACGCCGGAAGCAAAAGCGGCAAUUUCGGUCGGGGUUAAGAGCACAGAGUACUCGGUCCCGCGUCGCUAAAGGCGAGGGUGUCCGGCGCUGGGUCAUGAAUGUCCCCGAGGGUUUGCCAUCGCCGCACAUCCCGGCGCUGGAAGACCUCGCUGACCAAGACGAGGCCCACUUCUCCAUGGACAGGGAAGUGCCACCAGACAAAGACAGCAAACUGUUUGAAAUGGCCGACGGCAUGAUCAGGAGUCAGUACCGCAAAAUCGAGGUGCCCAUUCUUGGCGUUCUUAGCUUCGAAGAGAGCGAGAGCGAGAGUGAGAGCGAGGCCGACGACGACUUUGACCAACCCCUGGAAGAUGAGCUCGAAGAAGGCGAGGUAGAAGACUACGAUGAUGACGAAGACGACCUAGAAUUGUACGAAGACGAAGAGGAAGAGGCUGGCUCUGAGGUUGUUCACAAAGGCACAGGAACCGGCACUGGAAGUCGGGCUAAGGAUUCUGGUUUGUCAUCUUGA
This is a messenger RNA of Colletotrichum truncatum, 954 nucleotides long. RefSeq lists its product as uncharacterized. The record is from RefSeq and is a predicted model, not a curated record. NCBI's taxonomy places the organism in Eukaryota, Fungi, Ascomycota, Sordariomycetes, Glomerellales, Glomerellaceae.